GAUUGUGCUACACCGCCUGCCUGGCAACAUACGCUGCUCAUCAAUCAACCAUGACUGUCCUAACCCUAACCCUAACCUAACCUAACGACGAAUUCGGACAGACGUGUUUGUUUGAGUGUCGCACGUUCCGCGAGAGUUUUUGUAGCCGGUUUUGCGAUUGAAUUUGCAUUUCGGAAGUAAUUGAUCUAUUAUUAUGGAGUCACAAACAUCAGAUUCGGAGUACAGCUCGUCCGAUGAAGAGUUGCAGGAAGCCUUUGAGAAAGGAUUAAUAAAACCCGGAAUUUUCAAGAUCGAAUCCGCUCACCACCUAAAGCAGCCGAAGAAUUGCGUUACACUCAUGAAGAAGAAGUUCGACGCAGUAAGACUGAAUUUACCAUGGAUCGAGAGGCUGGACAUGAUAAAUGCACCAGCGCCCCUGGCACCAGAACUGGCUCUUCAAAUGCAGGAACAAGAGAUAAAGCGCAGUAAACAGCUGCAGGGAAAUAAGAAGUUACCUCAGUACGAACCCUCCGAAGAUCCUGUUCUGAAUGACUUUCGCAGAGAAACCAUGUUUCAUCGUCAGGCUCAGAGCGCUGUUAUGGACGGUAUUUCCAGAUUAAAGGAGCUCGGCGUGCCCACAAUUAGACCGGACGAUUACUUUGCGCAGAUGGCCAAGUCUGACGAGCACAUGCAGAGAGUCAGAACGAACUUGAUGAAAAAACAGGCGAUGGUGCAAAGAUCGGAAAAAGCGAGACAGUUAAGAGCGCAGAAGAAGGUAGCUAAGCAGAUGCAGGUCGAGGCAACGUUAAAGAAACACGCGGAAAAGAGGAAAAUGCUUGAGGAGGUUAAAAAAUAUCGUAAAGGUGUAAGAAAAGAUCUUGAUUUCUUGGACGACAAGAAGAAACCUCAAGGUAAACAGCAAAAUCGUACAAUAAGUCGAAAAGCACUGGCGAAGGAAAGGACAAAGGCGAAGAAAUAUGGUUUUGGUGGCAAAAAACGCGGUAGCAAAUGGAAUACAAAGAGUAGCUCGGCCGAUGUUUCUGAAUAUAAACGACCGUCCACACUGAGAAAGGGAAGGAUGGGAAAAGGUGGAAAAGGAAAACAAAGAUUAGGUAAAAGUCGUAGAAUACAAAUGAAAAAUAAAAAAAAGUCAAAUAACUAAUGAACUUGAAUUGUGAGAUUUGUAUGUAUGAAUAUUUAUAUUGGACUGUGAAUGCAGUAGAACUCCAGUAAAAUUUCGAGCAUCACAAUUUUCUCCUUUAUGGACGAACCAAUAGAUUAGUAGUGACGUUUUCCCGAUCUUGAGUAACUGGGAAUAUAUCGUAAAAUGUGCAUUUAUUCUUUAAAAAUCUAAAAAAAAAAAAAAAAUAAAUAUAUAUAUAUAUAUUUUAUCGUUUCUUGCUACCAGUUGGUCGCUAAUUGAAAGGGGAAGAAGAUAAUUUCGACGUCUAAAAUGAAUCCGGUCCCGUGCGCUCGAAAUUACUGGAGUUCUACUGUGGUACAUGCGAACAAGUAAAU
Pseudomyrmex gracilis is the source of this 1497-nucleotide messenger RNA. RefSeq names its product probable rRNA-processing protein EBP2 homolog. The coding region runs from base 194 to 1141 and encodes 315 amino acids. Gene Ontology annotation, cellular component: nuclear periphery; nucleolus; preribosome, large subunit precursor. Gene Ontology annotation, biological process: ribosomal large subunit biogenesis; rRNA processing. Lineage: Eukaryota; Metazoa; Arthropoda; Insecta; Hymenoptera; Formicidae. The transcript is spliced from 3 exons. The record is from RefSeq and is a predicted model, not a curated record.